This is a messenger RNA of Nematolebias whitei (Rio pearlfish), 1056 nucleotides long. It is a transcript of the gene epm2a, whose product is annotated as EPM2A glucan phosphatase, laforin. The coding region runs from base 1 to 951 and encodes 316 amino acids. Gene Ontology annotation, molecular function: carbohydrate phosphatase activity; protein tyrosine phosphatase activity; starch binding. The transcript is spliced from 4 exons. NCBI's taxonomy places the organism in Eukaryota, Metazoa, Chordata, Actinopteri, Cyprinodontiformes, Rivulidae. The record is from RefSeq and is a predicted model, not a curated record. Gene Ontology annotation, biological process: protein dephosphorylation. Gene Ontology annotation, cellular component: nucleus; cytoplasm.
AUGUUAUUUAGAUUCGGAGUCGUUCUCACUCCGGAGUCCUCGGAUGUAGAGGUUUUAGUUUUGGGUUCCCGUGAGGAAAUGGGCCACUGGGACCCGAACAGAGCGAUUCGGAUGAAAGCUACGCACAAGCUGCCGUCACCCGACGAGCCGUGUCUGUGGCUCGGCGAAGUGGAGCUGGCGGAGCCGUUGAAAGACACGCUGUGGUUCAAGUUUAUCCAAAGAAUCGGAGGCUCCUUUAAAUGGGAAGGUAGCGGUCCGAGCCACGACAGGAGCUGUUCGUAUGAUGAGGGGAACGUGGUGGAUGGAGUGUACUGCCACCCGAUUGGUCACUGGAUAGAGGAAGCGGGACACACCGACGAGAUGCGACACACCACCAACUUCUACUUCAAGGUGGCGGGUCAGAAGGCCAUGCACUUCUCAAGGGUGCUGCCGCGCGUCUGGCUGGGGAGCUGCCCUCGACAGGUGGAGCACGUGACGGUGAAGAUGGUGCACGAACUGGGCGUCACUGCGGUGCUGAACUUCCAGACGGAGUGGGACGUGGUGAACAACUCCAGCGGAUGCAGGCGCAACUCUGAGGAGGCCAUGACCCCGGAGACCAUGAUGCAUUUGUACAAAGACUGCGGUAUUGUGUAUGUGUGGAUCCCCACGCCCGACAUGAGCACAGAGGGUCGGAUCAGGAUGCUGCCUCAGGCUGUAUUCUUGCUCCACGGCCUCCUGGAAAACGGUCACACCGUCUACGUUCACUGUAACGCCGGAGUGGGCCGGUCCACGGCAGCUGUGUGCGGCCUGCUCAUGUACGUCCUCGGCUGGAGCCUGAGGAAGGUGCAGUACUUCGUGGCAGCGAGAAGGCCGGCGGUCUACAUAGACGAGGAAGCUUUAGUACGAGCUCAGGAGGACUUCGUUCAGAAGUUUGGCCGGUUGAGAUCGUCCAUUUAUUACGCAGAAACGUGACUGAGCUUGAAGCUGAAGUGGAACUCACAGCUACAAAGAACUAGAAAAAUUGCAUUUCCUGCGAAAAUGCAGCGUGAAUACUUAUUGCUGAAGAAUUAGCAGAAA